Loxodonta africana (African savanna elephant) is the source of this 847-nucleotide messenger RNA. RefSeq names its product family with sequence similarity 107 member A (gene FAM107A). The record is from RefSeq and is a predicted model, not a curated record. Lineage: Eukaryota; Metazoa; Chordata; Mammalia; Proboscidea; Elephantidae. Gene Ontology annotation, biological process: regulation of actin cytoskeleton organization; actin filament bundle assembly; actin filament polymerization. Gene Ontology annotation, cellular component: neuron projection; stress fiber; synapse. Bases 71 to 745 code for a protein of 224 amino acids. The transcript has 3 exons.
CCGACGGAGGCACCCAGCGGUACUGCCCCUGAGCUGCCCUCCCAGCACCGACGCUCGGCGUAGAACCUCCAUGCACUCGGAGAUCCAGAGGGAGCGGGCAGAGAUCGGUGGCAUGAUGGCCCGGCCAGAGUACAGGGAGUGGAACCCUGAGCUCAUCAAACCCAAGAAGCUACUGAACCCCGUGAAGGCCUCCCGGAGCCACCAGGAGCUACACCGAGAGCUGCUGGCGAACCACAGGAGGGGCCUCGGCGUGGACAGCAAGCCGGAGCUGCAGCGGGUCCUGGAGCACCGCCGGCGGAACCAGCUUAUCAAGAAGAAGAAGGAGGAGCUGGAGGCCAAGCGGCUGCAGUGCCCCUUUGAGCAGGAGCUGCUGAGGCGGCAACAGAGGUUGAACCAGGUGGGUGCUAGGUACCCAGCCCCAGCCCGAGCCUCCUCCCAGGCCACCUGCUGUCUCCUGGCCCAGGGAAGAACUCUGCAUGUGGCCACAGCUGGUGGAAGGGAGGAGGUUAAACAAAAAGAGCACUGGACCAGGAGUCUACCGCUGUCCCGAGUGUUCACUGUGCACUCACUCUGCUAUGUGGCUUUGGGCAAGUGGCUUCCCCUCUCUGAACCUUGGUUUUCUCAUCAGCCCAGUGUUCUGCACACCGAUUCUGUUUCAUUCUCCCAACUACCCAGCGAGCCAGAUGGCAUUUCCUUUCUAGAGGCGGGAAGCCUGAGCCCUGAUGAGGUGAACGAUGUGAACUAGGCUUCACAGGAAGAACUUGGUCACCUACUGUCCCCCAGCCACCAGGCUGGUAGCAGAACCAAUCCUUGGCUCUGUUUUCCCACUGAGAGAAGAACCCUCUCU